AUGUACGAUCCAGCACCCUAUCGGGACGUGGAGGGACAACCAUCGCGAGUACUUGGAGAAGCUAGUGAUUCUCCUAGGUCUUCUAUAGACUCCACUUCAACCACUUCCCUUAUUCUCGAAAGGAUAAACCGUGAUGGAGAUGACACAGAUUACAACCCAGCGGCACCCAUUCACAGGGAAAAGCACGGUGAUGAUGACCUUGAGGGUGGAAAAACCCGUCUGAAGCCUGCUGAAAGGAGAGUUAGAAGAGCAGUGUAUAUCCUUGGAGCUGUGAUGGUUGGAGCUUGGGCUCUGGCCCUUGUGGUAUACAUCGCUAGAGAUCAUUACAAAUGGGCAGAUAACCCCGAUUCAACACUACCAUCAAAUUUGGGGAAGACUAUCACACUUGAUCAGGUCAUGGGGGGCAAUGGAGGAAAUCCCCCUUCAUCUAAUAGCUUCCUUGAGGUACACGAUGUUACAAAUACCAGCAAUACGAUCGUGUUAAUGCAAAGCAGGUCCUUGCAUGGCAAUGGACAACCGAUUCAUGUUUCCAAAGUGUGGCCUAGUGCGGAUUUAAAACGCGUCCUCGUGGCAUCGGAUGUUCAAUCGAAUUGGCGCCACUCGUACACUGCUGUAUAUUGGAUCUAUGAUGUCGCCACAAAAGUUGUUCGGCCUCUUGUACCCUCUGACCCAGAGGCAAGAUGUGCGUUGGCAGUGUGGUCUCCUCAGGGAAACUCUAUCGCCUUUGUUCUUGACAACAACCUAUACAUCCAUCAGCUAGACCUACAGACCACAUCAGAUGUAUUCAAAGUCACACAAAUUACUAGAGAUGGCGGCACAGAGUUGUUCUAUGGUAUUCCUGAUUGGGUUUAUGAAGAGGAAGUAUUCUCUGGAAAUAAAGCACUUUGGUGGAGCGCAGACGGAGGUCACCUUGCCUUUUUGCGAACAAAUGAGACAGAGGUCCCUGAAUAUCCAAUUCAGUAUUUCGUUUCGCGUCCUUCAGGCGAGAUCCCUGAGCCUGGCCAGGAAAAUUAUCCUGAACUCGAGUUCAUCAAGUACCCAAAAGCUGGCGCACCCAACCCUGUGGUUGAUCUGCGUUUUUACGAUGUGGAGAAGCAGCAAAUAUUCUCUGUUGACAUUGAAGGCGAUUUCUCUGAUGAGGAUAGAUUGAUUACAGAAGUCUUGUGGGCUGGGGGGGAAAAUGUCCUCAUUAAAGAAACCAAUCGCGAAAGUGAUUUUCUAAAAAUGGCUUUGAUUGAUGUUAGUACACGGACCGGAAAGGUUGUGAGAGAAGUAGAUGUUGAAUCGCUCGAUGGGGGCUGGCUUGAAGUGACACAAAAUACGAAAUAUAUUCCUGCGGAUCCUUCUAAAGGCCGGAAAUAUGACGGAUAUAUUGACACAGUCAUUCAUAAAGGAUAUGAUCAUCUGGCAUAUUUUACUCCUCUUGACAACCCAGCGCCCGUACUUUUGACAUCCGGUCAAUGGGAAGUUGUUGACGCCCCUUCCGCGAUUGAUUUGGAAAACGGAUUGGUUUACUAUGUUUCUACUGAGCGUUCCCCCAUCGAGAGACACGUAUAUAGUGUCAAACUCGACGGGUCUGACAAACGCGCUCUGACGAACGUAUCUGAGGACGGCCGUUAUGAUGUUUCCUUCUCAAAACUGGCAGGUUAUGCCCUACUAACAUAUUCUGGACCCGAUAUUCCUUGGCAAAAGGUAGUCAGCACACAGUCCAAAAAAGGCGAUUCAUUCGAGAAAGAUAUUGAGAAGAAUCAAGCGCUUGCAAAGCUUGCAGCGGCAUAUGCACUCCCCACUUUCCACUACUCGACUGUAAAUAUCGAUGGCUUCGACUUGGAAGUUGUUGAGCGACGCCCCCCAAACUUUGACCCGAAGAAAAAGUAUCCUGUCCUUUUCCAAGUUUAUGGUGGCCCAGGCAGCCAGUCUGUUACCAAGAGUUUCCAGAUAGAUUUCCAAGCCUAUAUUGCUGGAGCCCUUGAGUAUAUCGUCGUUACUGUAGAUGGGCGAGGAACUGGAUUUAUCGGGAGGAAGGCUCGUGUCGCUGUCCGAGAUGACUUGGGAUUUUGGGAAGCAAAUGAUCAGAUCGAGACUGCAAAGAUAUGGGCAGCCAAGGACUAUGUUGACGAGGAACGAAUUGCCAUCUGGGGAUGGAGCUAUGGCGGUUUCAUGACUCUCAAAACUCUGGAACAAGAUGCUGGCCAGACAUUCUCUUAUGGUAUGGCAGUCGCACCCGUUACCGACUGGCGAUUCUAUGACUCGAUCUAUACCGAACGCUACAUGCAUACCCCACAAAACAACCCUAACGGUUACGAAAGCUCGGCAAUUAACAAUGUGACGGCAAUCUCUCAAAACGUUCGCUUCCUUUUGAUGCAUGGUAUUGCCGAUGACAACGUCCAUCUCCAGAAUUCCCUUACACUGCUGGACAAAUUGGACCUUGCUAGUGUGGAAAACUAUGAUGUUCACGUGUUCCCCGACUCUGACCAUUCAAUUUAUUUCCAUAAUGCAAACAGGAUGGUCUACGAUCGUCUCAGCCAGUGGCUUAUCAGAGCAUUCAAUGGCGAAUACUUGAAGCUAGACCACCUGAAACCAAAGGAGCUUGAGGAUGAGUAA
Molecule: messenger RNA, 2604 nt
Organism: Morchella importuna
Lineage: Eukaryota; Fungi; Ascomycota; Pezizomycetes; Pezizales; Morchellaceae
Exons: 6
Coding region: 1-2604 (867 amino acids)
Biological process (GO): proteolysis
Molecular function (GO): dipeptidyl-peptidase activity; serine-type peptidase activity
Source: RefSeq, a predicted model, not a curated record